AAUUUAUAUAAUAUUGCGCCACCACGAUGAACAGUAGCUGCUUCAUCGGUGUAUUUGCAGUGCUGAUAAACAAAGUGUGUCUGCAGGUCACAGUUGAGGCUGUUAUUGGUGGUUCUGUUGUCCUGCCGUGUUCUUCAACUCAACAUGAUCUUAAACUUCAAGACAUUGAUUUGAGCUGGAUACACAAUGGUAGCAAAAUUGUAGUUGAUAUAAUUCCACACAGUAAUUCACCAAUGACACAGGACCCAAAGUACAAAAACAGAACUGAAAUUUUCCCUGAAGAGUAUCUGAGAGGAAAUUUCUCCAUCAAACUCAACAAUCUUCAACACACUGAUGCAGGACAAUACAUCUGUGCCAUUACACACUCAUCUGAAUAUCAGACUGUAGAGCUGAUCAUCAACGAAUCAGUAUCCACUGAACAAGGAAACAAAGGAGAAACAGACCAUGAGGGAAUGGGGCCAUCGCUGCCUUUGCUCUUGGAUGAAGAAGAGUGA
Messenger RNA from Sinocyclocheilus anshuiensis, 494 nucleotides. RefSeq names its product CXADR-like membrane protein. Gene Ontology annotation, cellular component: external side of plasma membrane. Lineage: Eukaryota; Metazoa; Chordata; Actinopteri; Cypriniformes; Cyprinidae. Bases 27 to 494 code for a protein of 155 amino acids. The record is from RefSeq and is a predicted model, not a curated record. The transcript is spliced from 5 exons. Gene Ontology annotation, biological process: positive regulation of T cell proliferation; cell surface receptor signaling pathway; cellular response to lipopolysaccharide.